UGAGAGACACCUCCCUUGACUUAUUUAAUUCACUCCUCCUCUUCGCUCUCACAUGUACCACAAGCAGGAACUCACUCAGCCCCAGCAUGAUUUUCUAAUCCUCAUGACUCGCUGUGCAAACUUGCAGCCCUUCCAGCUGGAGAAGCAAAUACAUUAAGACAGAGCUCUUCCUGGCUCCUGCUCUCUCUUGUCUGAAAGGCUUCCGCCAUGUUCCACAGGAAGCACAUCAAGCUUCUUCUCAUUGGGAAUGCAGGAUCAGGAAAGUCGGCACUGAUGAACCAGUAUGUCAACUGUCGGUUUACCAACUACUACAGAGCGACUAUCGGCGCAGAUUUCUUCACGAAGGAGUUACGGGUUAAUGAUAAGUUUGUGACAGUGCAGAUAUGGGACACAGCGGGCACGGAGCGCUUCCAGUCAUUGGGUGCUGCUCUCUAUAGAGGCACAGACUGUUGCCUGUUGGUGUUUGACGUGACCUCCCCUAAAUCCUUCCAUGCUCUGGAUAACUGGCACAGAGAGUUCCUGGUACAAGCGGAUCCCAUAUCUCCUGGAAGCUUCCUGUUCGUGGUGAUCGGUAACAAAACAGACCUACAGGAGCGGCAGGUUUCACCACGGGAGGCAGAGGAAUGGUGUAAAAUGUUCAGUGCAAGAUACUUUGAAACCAGCGCUAAGGAAGCAAGCAACGUAGAGGAGGCAUUCCUGGAAGCCAUCAAAUUAGCCUUAAACUAUCACCAGGAGCCUGACCAGAACUGGGAGACCAAGGUAGUGAACUUGUCUCCUCCGAGCAAUAGCAAGAAAUGUGACUGUUAGAGCGAGUGGCAGGAGAACUGUAUCCAUUGUGCCUCAGGAGACCUUGUACAGGUGAAAGCAACUAUAGCCAGAUCAGCCUCACCGUCACUCUCAAGAUCACAACGAGUUACUGCAAGGAUGGAGAACUGCGGGCAGAUCCUGUUUACUCAUCAGCCUGUACAGAACUUGUCAAACUGGUCAGGGCUACAGGAAGCCUAUCCUUAUCACUGAGAUGUGGCACAGGAACCAGUGGGUAACUUUACAUUUCUCAGCUGGAACAAAAUAGAAGGACUUUAUUCUCACUCUUUGGGUCACCACCAGGAAGAAGACCCUGCGGCUUCAGGGUACCCCAUGAGGCCCUAAUUAAUGAGUAAUUUGAAUAUAUAUUGGUAAAACAGGACAACCUCUGGAGAGUUUGGGGGGCUUAAAAUUAUUUUGCUGUAGGGCCCAGUAACAUCUAGUUAUGCCACUGGUCACCACAAAGCCAUCACCAGGACCAACCAGGUCUGCCUGUAACCCCACCAACUUCCCACUAAGGCCUGCCUGUUAUACAUGGACAAAUGACAGAUUGGACUUUGCUGGCAGUCAUAUAGGGGGCAGGACUGGACUGGAAAUCUGGAAACAGAAGGGUGGCUUAUACUGGGUCUGUGUGGGGCCCUGAACAUUUUUUGGAGGUUCAGUAUCAGCUCACAUCCUGGUACUAGCUGUAGGGGGAGGAUGGUAUUUUUAUAUUCCACAAGAUUUUACAAAUAUAUAUUUAAUUGGCAAAUUCUAAGAGCAUAUUACUAAAAACCAAAAAAACACCAUUGAUUUUUUCUCGGUUCUAUAACAUAUUAAAUGAGAAGUUUUACUUUUACUUUUAGGGUGGUGGCACACGUGAAGAUUCAGGGGAGAUUAAGCACCUCACGAGGAAACUUCGGAAAACCGAAGCGAUCCGUCUGCCAUCCCGCUGACAAUUCACACUUGCAGGAAGGCAUUUCAGGAGAUUAGUCGUCUGAAGAAGAGAUUUGUUACUGGGCGACUAAUCUCCCCGAAUCUGCAUGUGUGCCACCACCCUUAAGUAUAUUUUGAUAAUGGUUACCUAUUGUUCUGUUUUUAUUUGCUUUUUUUCUUUUCUGACCUGAAUAUCCAGCUAUGUUAUUCUUAAAGGGGUUGUUCUUUGCAA
Molecule: messenger RNA, 1951 nt
Organism: Xenopus laevis (African clawed frog)
Lineage: Eukaryota; Metazoa; Chordata; Amphibia; Anura; Pipidae
Exons: 6
Coding region: 208-807 (199 amino acids)
Biological process (GO): endosome to lysosome transport; regulation of immune system process; phagosome-lysosome fusion
Cellular component (GO): lysosome; phagocytic vesicle; late endosome
Molecular function (GO): GTPase activity; GTP binding
Source: RefSeq, a predicted model, not a curated record